This is a messenger RNA of Aphanomyces astaci, 3589 nucleotides long. RefSeq lists its product as hypothetical. Gene Ontology annotation, cellular component: endoplasmic reticulum membrane; plasma membrane; endoplasmic reticulum-plasma membrane contact site. Gene Ontology annotation, biological process: intracellular sterol transport. The transcript has 12 exons. The record is from RefSeq and is a predicted model, not a curated record. Gene Ontology annotation, molecular function: sterol binding; sterol transfer activity. Lineage: Eukaryota; Oomycota; Saprolegniomycetes; Saprolegniales; Verrucalvaceae. The coding region runs from base 42 to 2690 and encodes 882 amino acids.
CAGAUUUGACAACACAACGCCUUCGCACGCACGUACUUGUCAUGGAGGCGGACUCGACAGAGACUUCGGCAAGAGCCCAAGACACCACAUCAUGCGCUCCUGUGUCUUACCAAUUCCACUUGUUCGGUGCGUUCAAUGCCGUGUGCAGCAAGGGAAAGAACGGCGUGCAGACGUGUCAAGCGAUCUCGUCGUACUUGCAAGACAGGGCAGCCCAUGAGCAGUUCUACAGCAAACAACUGGCCAAGAUCCAACAGAACGUCAAAACUGAAGAUUGGGCCAAGCACGUCGCCAACACAUGGAACACAUUCCACCACACGAUCGCCGCCAUCUCGUUGGAGUACGCCGAGUUCUCAAACAUGCACACGUCGAGCAUCGUGUCUGGUAUGAAAGCGUGUACCAGUCAGCAAGAAAGCCAGAUCCAGCGACUGAUCACUGAGGGCUCGAAGCUUCGAACACAGUACGUGGAAUGCAUGAACAAGAUGUCCAAGGCCAAGGAACGAUACGACAAAAAGUGUGCGGAAGCCAUCGACACGAUCCAGUCGAUUCGCCGCCCGCCUGCCGCCGACGGCACUAGUGACAAGGUGGACAUUUUCUCCAAGGUAUGGGACAACACCGCGAAGGGUCUGGGCUUGGGCUCCCUUGAGAGACAAAAGCAACGUAUGGCGUCGUGCCUGGAGGACGUGGUAGCGUCCGAGGACGCGUACGUUCGCUCCGUGGACGCCAUGAACAUCCAGUACACGAGCUAUGAGCGCCAAGUCCAAGAAAACCUCAUCGCGUUUGAAGUCACGGAGGAGCAGCGCUUGGAGUACAUCAAGGAUCUGUUGGUCCGCUCCGAAAAGUCAAGGAAUGCCAUGAUGGGUCGAGUUGAGCGACUCAUCAGUGGCAUGCGCGAAGCUCUCAAGUCGAUCGACGUUCUGGACGACAUCGACGACGGGUUCACCAAGCUGUUGGGUCUGAAACACAAAGAAGGCAAUGACGUGGAGCUGCAGGUGGACAUUUCACCCGCCUCUAUCACCGCCCUCGUGCUCAAGAUGCAGACAAUGACGGACCAGGGCGUGGUGUUCACACACACGAUGCUAAAUACGCUCGUCGAGUGCAUCUCCGCCGAGGAAACCCUCGUGGGGGCGCUGGAGAGGAUCCACACAUCGUACUCGCCCUUGUCGAACGAAGCCGCGACGCUGUUCUCGUCGGCGGCGCCCGUGGUGUUUGCCGAAGGAACGACGCUCGACCGGGGAUGGGGCGCCGUGCUCAUGCACAUGCAACGCGUGGCCUACUUGCACAAGGAAUUUGGGUCCCUCUUGGCCGAGCCCGUGUCGUUGAGCCUCGACACCAUGAAAACCGAGUACAUUGAGACGAAACUGAAAAUGGACGACGAGCUGCACCAUCUCCUGGCGUCGGUCGCGACGGACAUGGCCAGCCAUACCAAGCUCGAGCAAAAACUCGAUGCCAAAUCCAAAGAGCUGGCAGUAACCAAAGCGUCCCUUGCAUCGAACAUCGAAAAGGACGCGAUGCUGCAGCGGUUCAUGGAGAGUCCCGUGGAUCGAGAGCGAAAGCUCGUGGUGAAAUCCGACCUGUUGCAGGACGAAGUCGCCGACUUGAAAGGCCAAGUGGACGCCAGCGGUGCCGCGAUGACCGCAAAACUCGAGCUGCGUCGUCAAGACAUUUGCCAGAUUGUGUCGCUGUGUAUGAAGAACGAAAAGUACCGGCUGGACGUGAAGAAGAGCUCGCUUCGAUCGCUCGUCAAAGCGCACGAGCACUUAGUCGCGGGUCUGCUGCACGCGUCCACCGCCGUCUUAAGGGAAGUAGAAACAAUCAGCCCCGUCAGCGACAUUCGCGAGUUCAUUCGGCAAGCGCAAGUGCCAUGGCAGGCCCACGAACCGAUGAUCCCGACGCUGCAUGGGAACGCAUUGCUCGCCACCGAACUCAAGACUUUUGAGAAAACGCCUCAGCCCAAGUUGUCUCGCGCGCUGAGCUCGCUGUCCAUCCGCACCGCCACCAUUGCCCCCACCGACGACAGCAACAACAAGACCGCCGCCCUCCAAGACAAAGUGCUCGCGGCGGAAGCGGAAAAGGAGGACUCGUUUGGGCACUCGGACUUGCAAAAGAACUUCAACUUGCCACCGUCGGAGCAAGUGGUGACGAGCUUUUCGUGUGCUUUGUACCUCAAUAAUUUCCCACAUCAUGGCCGAUUGUUCUUGUCGCAGUCAUACUUGUGCUUUGCGGGGUGGCGGGAAUCGUACGUGGUCGUUCCAAUCAUUGAAAUUGCGAUCGUUGAAAAGAAAAACACGGCCCUUGUCGUGCCGAAUGGUAUGGAGCUGACCACCACAACCCAAGGCAAACACUUUUUCGCCUCGUUUAUCUUUCGGGAUGAAUGCGUGCAAGCUAUUUUGCAAUUGCAACAGAUCAAGAAACAAACGCAAGACAUUUUGGCCCCAGAGCUCACGACUGCAUUAAGUGAAACCCCCAGUGACGACCCCACGAUUGCAUUCGUGCCAGCCGCCACGACGACCCUUGACCUGGUUGAGGAACUGGCGAUCCUGUCGCAAGACUACGACACUGUGGUGGACCAACUUGUGCUGCCCUUCAGUGUGGACGUCGCCUUUACCCAGUUUUGGCAACCGACCACGUUCUUGACCACGUUGCUGGAAAGUUGUGGGGAAACGCUUGUCAACGUUGGUAGGUGCAGAUAACAACGGGGAACUGGACACUUCAAAAUGGCUGGCGUUGGGAUGUAGGGUCGUGGCACAGCAACGAGACGUCGUACGCAGCCUUUGACCGGCUCGAGCAGUUUCAGGCAGUCCGUACGGUUGCGUACACGCACAAUAAAAAGUACAUGGUCGGCCCCAGCAGCAUUCCCACGGUGCAAAAGCAACGAUUGAAAUAUGACAAGGCCAAUGGGUGCUUGGUGCUGACCGUCACGACCACCGUGACCGACGCGCCAUAUCACGACUACUUUCGAGCCGAAAGCCGGUGGGUAUUUUCUACUGCUGCCACACACAGCCCAAACGAGUGCCGACUCGACACGGGCGUUCGUUUGCAUUGGAUCAAAAACACGUGGCUGAAGAAACAGAUUGAAAGUGCGACAGCGUCCGAGUCGAAAGAAACCAUGAAGUACUGGACAGUCCAAGCCAUUGAAGCAUAUCAAGCCAAACCAGCACAGGAUGUACCAGCAGCAUCCCCCGAGAGUUCCCCAGAAGUAGAACAACCAAAGACGACUCGAAACACCCAAGUCCUUCCACGACCUCGUUCGAUCGCCGAGUCAUUUCCAUCUCGUUCAAGGGAUAUCCUCGUCCUCGUUGGCCUGGCGAUCGUGCUAUGGUAUGUGCACCAAUUGACGGCAACGCUGCACCACGUUGUUCGCGUCCAAGCAGACCAGCAAAAACUCCUCGACGCCAUUCUCGCACAGUUAUCAAGUCGUCCGCGUUGAGAUUAUCUGUUGUUUUAACCAUCUUGGAAUAAAUGCAGCGACUCGAAAUUCAAGCGUGGAACCAUAACGUUGUUAGGGGGUGGCGACAGGAUCGCAGCGCUACCACGUUCGUGUAAUGAUUGGGCUAAUGCACGGUUAGCCAUAGAUAGCUACAUCCAUAAA